Molecule: messenger RNA, 3775 nt
Organism: Sorex fumeus (smoky shrew)
Lineage: Eukaryota; Metazoa; Chordata; Mammalia; Eulipotyphla; Soricidae
Gene: SGCG
Product: sarcoglycan gamma
Exons: 8
Coding region: 118-996 (292 amino acids)
Biological process (GO): cardiac muscle tissue development; heart contraction
Cellular component (GO): sarcoglycan complex; sarcolemma
Source: RefSeq, a predicted model, not a curated record
GUGGAACCGAAAUCGUUCACUUUCACUCUGCAAGUCAUGGAAAAGUUUGAGCCAUUCUAGCUCAGUGCUCCAGCUGCUUGUCUUUAUUUCCCCAGUGGGAUUUUUAAUACAUUGAAGAUGGUACUAGAACAGUACACUACAGCCACAGAAGGUACCCACGUAGAAAGGCCAGAGAACCAGUAUGUGUACAAAAUUGGCAUUUAUGGCUGGAGGAAGCGUUGCCUCUACCUGUUCGUCCUUCUCCUACUUAUCAUUCUCCUUGUAAAUUUUGCCCUUACAAUUUGGAUACUUAAAGUGAUGUGGUUUUCCCCGACUGGAAUGGGCCACUUACGUGUUACAAAAGAUGGACUUCGCUUGGAAGGCGAAUCCGAAUUUUUAUUCCCACUGUAUGCUAAAGAAAUACACUCCAGAAUGGACACAUCACUCCUUCUGCAGUCAACUCAGAAUGUGACGGUCAAUGCACGGAACUCUGAAGGGGAGGUCACAGGCAGACUGAAAGUGGGUCCCAAAAUGGUAGAAGUCCAGAGUCAACAAUUUCAGAUUAACUCCAAGGAUGGCAAGGCCCUGUUUACUGUUGAUGAAAAGGAAGUGGUAGUUGGCACUGAUAAACUUCGAGUAACUGGGCCUGAGGGAGCUCUUUUUGAACAUUCAGUGGAGACACCUUUAAUCAGAGCAGACCCAUUUCAGAAUCUAAGAUUGGAAUCCCCCACACGGAGUCUAAGCAUGGAUGCCCCAAAAGGUGUUCAUAUAAAAGCUCAUGCUGGGAAAAUUGAGGCCCUUUCUCAAAUGGAUAUUAUUUUUCACAGUAGCGAUGGAAUGCAGCUUGUGCUUGAUGCUGAAACUGUGUGUUUGCCCAAGCUGGUACAGGGAACUCACGGGCCUGCUAGCAGUUCACAAAGACUCUACGAGAUCUGUGUGUGCCCAGAUGGGAAGCUUUAUCUCUCGGUGGCGGGCAUGGGUACCACAUGCCAAGAAAACAGUCAUGUCUGUCUCUAAACUCUCUGCAUCUUCCACGGAGCACCUGCCUGCCUUGUUCUAGUAUGGCUUCAGUCCUUCACACUUGGACAGUAACUUAACAUCCUGAAAUGCUCAGACAACAACUGGGAACAGAAAGACAUACUUUCAAAACAACUCGGAAAAGAAAACACAAGAGUGGGAAUAUUUCGACUAAGCUACAUUUCACAGUGCCACAUGGACAGAAGACACAGACUUCAAAGUCUAUCAAAAGGAUAUGUUUAUUCCUCUGGACUUUCAUCAGAACCACUGUGACUUGCCCUUGCUUCCCUCCUCAUCCCUUGUAAUGUCAAUGUACAGUUAAAUAUUGAGUGCUAUGUGCAAAGAAAUGAUGGUUUCAGCUGUGGAUCUCUAUCUCUCCAUAAAAUACCACUGGUAAACCCUAAUAUGCCUCAAGGAGCUAUAAGGUGUUACCCUACUGUAACUCAGCCCUGUAAAUUUUAAUGCAAAGCAUUGUCAGCCUUCAUGAGAAAAAUCUUGUUUUUGAAGGUGCUUUGAUCUGACUUUCAACAUGUAGUCAAAGGAAUAAAUUAUUCAAAAUCAAUCAUUCCAUAUAGACAAGAGCAAUAAAAAUCAACCUACAGUUUUCAGAAUAUUCACACUUUGGGUAUCUUUACUUUCUUUAACCCUCUCAAAAAUUCUGAGAUUGCUAUUGAUAGACCCAGACUCCCAAGGUCCUACUGAAAUUAACAAAAAAAAAAAUGAAAGUAGUUUCCACUCAAAUAUUUUCAUUCUUAUUCCUUCCGAAACACACAUCUAUUUGGGAUAAUAUUCAUUUGGUAAUCAAAGAAGCUAAAGUCCAAAGGAGUUUUGUCAUCCACCAGGAAAGAUCAAACAGCUGACAAGUUGUAGUACUAAUUGCCUUGAGUAUGUAUUUACCUUGACACAGAGAUGACAGUUUAGUCUGUCACUUCAAAGAACCAAAUUCCCACAGUUUCUGAGUAUAUGCUUAGUAUACUAUACUCAUAUAUAUUGGCUACUGUGUUGCUGUGUAAAUCAACUGGGGCAUACAGAAUCUAUAAAAACAUGUUUGUUUUGUAUAAAUUCUUCAGUGUUUAACACCUUCACAUCACACCCCCCGACACACCCUCUCACACACACACACACAGAUCAACUUUGGUUUUGUUUUCUCUAAUUGUGUUAAUAAGAAUCCCCAAACAGCGCAAGAUGUAGUAGCACCAACAGCACUGAAAUUUUCUAAUUAUAGGAUUCACAACUAUAAACACAAGUUCAAAUUCAUUUUUACCAAGUCUCAAAAUUAGAGUAAACUCUAUCUAAUGCUACUUUAACUGCUGUCAAUUUAAAAGUGUAGCCUGUUUAUUCCCAAUAUUUUGUGGGUAAAGGGGUGGGGGCCAUGCCCAGCAGUGUUCAGGGCUCUGGACUCAAGGAAUUCUGGUUCUGCACUCCUGGACUUUAUAUGAUAAAGUGAAGAUCACUCCUGGUAGUGCUGGGGGAUGAGAGAGUGGGUGAGGCAUAUGGAAUGCCAGGGAGCAAACUUAGGUCAGCCACGUGCAAGUCAAGUGCCGUACCCACUGUACAAUUGCUCCAACCCUCACCAUUCUCCAAUAUUUUAAAUUCUAAUGUUCACAGCAUUUGGAACUGCAAAAUAUAUGUGUAUAUAUACAUAUAUGCAUUAUAUAUAUACAUAUAUAUAAAAUGCUUCCUAAGCAGUUAAACAAAACAACUCUAAAUACGUGCCUAUUGUUUUUCAGGGGUAGUGAGCAUUUUUAGAAUAUGAGUUUGUAUUACCAUUUUCCAUUCAUUAAGUUCUUAUUUUUAGAUUGCAUUGACAUAGUAAAACGUGUAGCUUUUAUUUCCUGUUAUAUUUUCUUGAUCUAUGAUUACACAAAUAUUUUCAAGCCUAGUUGACAUAACAAAAUCACCACAGAACAUUUAUAAAUGAGCUUGUCUCUUAUAACACAUGUUAAAAACAACCCCCCAAAAUAUGGUUAUUAUAUGAUAAAGUGAGGUCAAGAAAAAAGAAUCAAGGUGAAAGGUAUGAAAAGUACCUUUUGGGGCAGUUCAGAUAGAGAAGGGAGCACCAAAUAAAGGGUGUUUGGAGGAUCCUCCCAGGAGGGGAAAUGCAUGUUGAAAGUAGACUAUGGACUGAACAUGUUUGCCACUCAAUGCCUCUUUUGCAGACCACAACACCCAAAAGGAGAGAGAGAACAAAAGGGAAUGCCCUGCCACAGAGGCAGGGUGGGGGGUGAGGGUGGGGGGGAUGUUAUCCAUGGUGGUGGAAAAUGGGCACUGGUGGAGGGAUGGGUAUUUGAUCAUUGUAUGACCAAAACCCAAGCACAAAGAUUUGUAAAUCUACAACUGUACCUCAUGGUGCUUCACUAAUAAAAUUUAAAAAAAAAAAGACCCUGAAAAAAAAAAGUACCUUUUGAAUGAAAGAUGUAACUAUUUUGCCACUUUGCUAUAAGGAUCAUUAUGAAGGAAGCUGUGCAUAACUGUUCAGAGUGAUUGAUUUCCUUUGAUUAGAAACAAAGCUUUCAGAUAAACUCUCGUUGGUCCAAGGUUAAGAAUAAGAACAUGUCUAGUGAGAAAUAUACACUGAUACCCCUUAUAUGUGGUUUAUAGACCAUUCAGUGUAGAUGUUUUAGUGACCCUCCCCCCAAAUAACCCUUCUUUCCAAUUUUUAAAGCAACAGAGAAUUCACAAUAAAAAGAAUGAAGAUCAAAAUACCUACUUUAAUAAUAAAAGAUCCUUCAUUUGAAGCAAAAUGAAUGUCCUGAAGCUUGAAAGUUAUGCAGAACUU